CCGUCCUGCAGGCUCCGGAGAAGAAACACAAAGUCCGCAGGGGUCAGGCUGUAGCCGCUGCUAGGAUUGCAGACAAGUUGUGUUUGUCCGGCUCCUCCAGGAACUGCAAAGCUUAAAGCCCAAGGCUGGCUGGAGCUUCUUUAAAACGCUGGGGUUGUUGGAGUGGUCGAAUUUUUCCUGGAAUUGAGUGAGAAAUUCAGAAGACUGAAGCCCAGGCUUACUGUCUACCUUUCACGGAGGCCCAGCCGUGAGAGGACAGAAGAAGGCACGUGGCGAAUCAUGACAGCUGACAAAGAAAAGGACAAAGACAAAGAGAAGGACAGGGAUAGGGACCGGGACAGGGAGCGAGACAAGAGAGAGAAAGUGAGAGAGAGCGAAAACUCCCGUCCUCGUCGGAGCUGCACUUUGGAAGGAGGUGCCAAGAAUUACGCAGAAAGUGACCACAGUGAAGAUGAGGACAAUGACAACAACAGUGCCACCACAGAGGAGUCCACCAAGAAAAAUAAAAAGAAGCCGCCGAAGAAGAAAUCUCGCUAUGAGAGAACUGACAGUGGUGAAAUAACGUCCUUCAUCACGGAGGAUGAUGUUGUCUACAGACCUGGAGAUUGCGUAUAUAUUGAAAGUCGCCGGCCGAACACCCCAUACUUCAUCUGCAGCAUUCAAGACUUCAAAUUGAGCAAACGGGACCAUCUCCUUAUGAAUGUCAAAUGGUACUAUCGCCAGUCGGAAGUCCCAGAUUCAGUCUAUCAACAUUUGGUUCAGGACCGACACAACGAGAACGACUCUGGACGAGAGCUUGUUAUUACAGAUCCAGUGAUCAAGAAUCGAGAGCUCUUCAUUUCAGAUUAUGUUGACACUUAUCAUGCUGCUGCCCUCAGAGGGAAGUGUAAUAUCUCCCAUUUCUCUGACAUAUUUGCUGCUAGAGAGUUUAAAGCCCGAGUGGAUUCAUUUUUCUACAUAUUGGGCUACAAUCCAGAGACAAGGAGGCUGAACAGCACCCAGGGCGAGAUCAGAGUUGGACCCAGCCAUCAGGCCAAGCUUCCAGAUUUGCAGCCGUUUCCUUCUCUGGAUGGCGACACUGUGACACAACAUGAAGAACUUGUGUGGAUGCCAGGGGUCAAUGACUGUGACCUGCUCAUGUACCUCAGGGCAGCAAGGAGCAUGGCAGCUUUUGCAGGGAUGUGUGAUGGAGGAUCCACAGAAGAUGGCUGUGUUGCAGCCUCUCGCGAUGACACUACACUCAAUGCACUCAACACACUACAUGAAAGUAACUACGAUGCUGGAAAAGCCCUGCAGCGCUUGGUGAAGAAGCCUGUGCCCAAACUGAUUGAGAAGUGUUGGACUGAAGAUGAAGUGAAACGCUUCAUUAAAGGGCUGAGACAGUACGGCAAGAACUUCUUCAGGAUCCGAAAGGAGUUGCUUCCCAAUAAGGAGACUGGAGAACUAAUCACUUUCUAUUACUAUUGGAAGAAAACCCCUGAAGCAGCAAGUUCCCGAGCCCACCGUAGGCAUCGAAGGCAGGCUGUGUUUCGGAGAAUUAAGACUCGAACUGCUUCCACUCCAGUCAACACUCCCUCCAGGCCCCCCUCUAGCGAAUUCUUGGACUUGAGCUCAGCCAGCGAAGAUGAUUUUGACAGCGAGGACAGUGAACAGGAACUGAAGGGUUACGCCUGUCGUCACUGCUUCACAACCACCUCCAAGGACUGGCACCACGGCGGUCGCGAAAACAUCUUGCUGUGUACUGACUGCCGCAUCCACUUCAAGAAGUACGGAGAGCUCCCGCCCAUCGAGAAACCAGUGGACCCUCCGCCCUUUAUGUUUAAGCCCGUCAAAGAGGAAGAGGAUGGACUCAGCGGAAAGCAUAGCAUGAGGACGAGGCGGAGUCGAGGCUCGAUGUCUACACUACGUAGUGGUCGUAAAAAGCAGCCAGCCAGCCCCGAUGGUAGAGCCUCGCCCACAAACGAAGACAUCAGAUCCAGUGGCCGCAACUCUCCCAGUGCUGCUAGCACCUCCAGUAAUGACAGCAAAGCAGAUUCUGUGAAGAAGUCCACCAAGAAGAUAAAAGAAGAGGCAUCUUCUCCUCUCAAGAGUUCCAAGCGCCAGCGGGAAAAGACAGCAUCUGACACAGAGGAACCGGAGAGAACCACUGCCAAAAAAUCCAAAACUCAAGAGAUCAGCAGGCCAAACUCUCCCUCGGAGGGCGAGGGCGAAGGCGAAAGCUCAGAUAGUCGCAGCGUCAAUGACGACGGGAGCAGUGAUCCAAAGGACAUUGACCAGGACAACCGAAGCACGUCACCCAGUAUCCCCAGCCCCCAGGACAAUGAGAGUGACUCAGAUUCAUCUGCUCAGCAGCAGAUGCUACAGGCGCAACCUCAAGUGCUCCAGGCACAGAAUGUCCCUGCCCAGGCUCCACCUUCUACCCCGCCCGUAUCAACACAGUUACCAACAACCAUACCAGCAGUAUCAAGCAUCCCUUCCGCUCCACUGCAGGUUUCACCAUCAGUGUCUCAGCCUCCCAGCCAGCCCCCAGCACCGCCGCCACCUCACUCUCACAUACAGCAGGCCCCUGCUUUGCACCCUCAGAGACUCCCUUCACCACACCCGCCGCUACAGCCUUUGACUGUGUCUCAGAGUCAACCCCAGGGUCCUUCCUCGUCGCAGCCACAUUCACAGCCUCCGCUUCAUGGCCAGGUCCAGCCUGUCCCUCAUAACCUGCAGGCCCAGCCUCUCCUGCCUCACCCAGUACCUCCUCAGCCUUUCCCUCUCCCCUCACAGCCUUCUCAGUCUCAGGUUCCCCUUCAGACACAGGCUGCUUCUCACCCUCACGCUGCUCUGCAGGUUCAAGCAGUGCAGCCUGCCCUGCAAGCACAGGCUCCACUGCAGCAACCUCAGCCCCCUCGGGAGCAGCCCCUGCCUCCAGCACCCAUGGCCAUGCCUCACAUCAAACCCCCUCCGACUACCCCGAUCCCUCAGCUUCCCACUCCCCAGUCCCACAAGCACCCUCCCCACCUCUCCGGGCCGUCUCCAUUCUCCAUGAAUUCCAACCUGCCGCCACCACCUGCUCUGAAACCUCUGAGCUCCCUUUCCACCCAUCACCCUCCUUCUGCGCACCCUCCGCCCUUGCAGCUGAUGCCUCAAAGUCAGCCACUGCAGUCUUCUCCAGCCCAGCCUCCAGUCCUGACUCAGAGUCAGAGUCUUCCACCAGCAGCGAGCCACCCCCCAUCCAGCCUCCAUCAGGUAUCCUCCCAGGCACCCUUUUCUCAGCAUCCAUUUGUCCCUGGGGGCCCACCUUCCAUCACUCCUCCAUCCUGCCCCUCCACUUCCACACCACCUUCCGUGCCUGGCGUCCCAUCUCAGACAUCUGUCCCCACCUCUGCGGCUUCCAGUGGAAACGUUCCAGUCGUGACGUCCUGCGCAAUACCGCCUAUUCAGAUCAAAGAGGAGGCUCCCGAUGAGGCAGAGGAACCAGAAAGCCCACCUCCCCCACCCAGAAGCCCAUCGCCUGAACCUACUGUGGUGGACACACCGAGUCAUGCCAGUCAAUCAGCCAGGUUCUAUAAGCACCUGGAUCGUGGAUACAACUCAUGCGCAAGGACAGACCUGUACUUCAUGCCUCUGGCAGGAUCCAAACUGGCCAAGAAGAGAGAGGAGGCAAUCGAGAAGGCCAAGCGGGAGGCAGAGCAGAAAGCAAGAGAAGAGAGGGAGAGGGAGAAAGAGAAGGAGAAAGAGAGGGAGCGAGAGCGGGAGCGUGAAAGAGAAGCAGAGAGAGCGGCGGUAGGUUUAUCGGUCUGCCGUGCAGGAUGGCAGAAAGUGUCCAGCUCCUCCCAUGAAGGUCGCCUUGGGGAGCCCCAGCUCACUGGACCAACUCACAUGAGACCUUCAUUUGAACCUCCACCCACAACCAUCGCCGCCGUUCCACCUUACAUAGGUCCAGACACGCCUGCGUUACGGACUCUCAGCGAGUACGCCCGUCCUCACGUGAUGUCACCAACAAACCGCAACCACCCAUUCUUUGUUCCCCUGAACCCCACCGAUCCUCUCCUGGCCUACCACAUGCCCGGCCUCUAUAAUGUGGACCCCACCAUCCGGGAACGGGAGCUCCGGGAGCGCGAGAUCCGGGAGCGCGAGAUCAGGGAAAGGGAGUUGCGAGAGAGGAUGAAACCAGGCUUUGAGGUGAAACCACCCGAACUCGAUGCACUGCACCCGGCUACCAAUCCCAUGGAGCAUUUUGCCAGGCACGGCGCACUGACUAUACCCCCAACAGCUGGACCCCAUCCAUUUGCUUCCUUCCACCCGGGUUUGAACCCCCUUGAAAGGGAGAGGCUUGCGCUGGCAGGCCCCCAGUUACGGCCUGAAAUGAGCUACCCCGACAGACUGGCCGCAGAAAGAAUACACGCCGAGCGGAUGGCGUCGCUCACCAAUGACCCGCUGGCACGGCUCCAGAUGUUCAACGUGACGCCUCACCAUCACCAACAUUCACAUAUACAUUCGCAUCUACACCUCCAUCAGCAGGACCCGCUACAUCAAGGUUCAGCAGGACCUGUUCACCCGCUGGUGGAUCCCUUGGCAGCUGGACCCCACUUGGCACGUUUUCCCUACCCGCCUGGUACCAUCCCCAACCCACUGCUAGGGCAGCCACCACACGAGCAUGAAAUGCUCCGACACCCGGUCUUCGGUACCCCCUACCCACGAGAUCUGCCUGGUGCUAUCCCACCUCCAAUGUCAGCAGCCCAUCAACUGCAGGCCAUGCAUGCCCAGUCAGCAGAGCUGCAAAGACUGGCUAUGGAGCAGCAGUGGUUGCACGGGCAUCCCCACAUGCACGGUGGGCAUCUACCAAGUCAGGAAGAUUAUUACAGAAAAAAAACCUUAUGAACAGAAAUAAGAGAGGAAUUCACCAGCAAGUAAAUCUGAACAAAUUAUUGAUGGGCAACGGUUGAUGAAAGCAUAACUAAUACAGACGCUGGACGAAUGGCUGAGCAGAUCUCGACCGGUCAUGCAAGUUCCUCCUCUCCCAAAUUAUUGUACUGCGAUGGUUUUCCCCCAUUUGCCUUCACUGGAACACCUCUGGUUUCUGUUUUCGCAAUGGCGGCUGGCAAUCUGCAGAAAGGGAAUCGCCACCUACGGCAUCCAGCAAGGUCCACUCUUUGUGUUGCUUCAUAGCGAGGAUGGCUCAGCAGCAGCCUGGCAUGUGCUAGCCUCAUGCCCCUUUUGCUUUGGCGUCUCAAACCUUGUCUGUGCUCUGGAAAAUUACCUGUUGUCACAUCAGGUGACAGUACUGGCAGCUGACCUGAUGCUGAACAUGGUUUAGCUGCAAGUGUGGAUGGGCAAAGCAUGAUCAGCACCAGUUCAGCUGCACUGCUUGCUGGCACCUGCUGUCUCAGUGGUAAUGUCGCUAGUGUACAGAACACCCCGACAAACAAAGCACAUCAUCUCCCGUGACCGACUGUGUUCUUCACUGCUUGUUACCAUGCUGGUUCCCCAUUCACUUUGAGAAAUCAGACCUCCUGCCCCCACCCAUGUCCCUUUCGUGGCACUGUGAUGCCCCCUCCCCUACCCUCCCAGUUUGCAGUGAGGCUAGUAUCAAAAGGCAACGUAUUGCUGAGGCACCAAGCCACAUGCCCUUUGUCCGCUAAAACACAUUUUCUUUCUCUUUCAGUCGACUGAAGAAAGAAGGUGACAAACAGUUGUAAUAAAUUAUUUAUUUGUAAUGCCGGCUAUGGAAACCCCAGUCCUUGGGAAGGAAUGGAACAUUUUUUACAUACAAUAAGAGCUGCAAAAGAAUAUCUUAUAAAGAUUUCUUUAUAUAUUUAAAUCUAAAGAAAACACCCACCUCCCCUACCAACAGCUAAAGACUUACUGGCAUAAAUAGUGUUCAUUUGUAGAGAAGAUUUCUCAAGACUGGUGUGGGCUUCCCUGCAUGACCACCUAUUCAGAAGCCUAUUGAAAAUACAGGACUGUUUGGAAUUCUCAGAGAACUACCCUGCAAUCUUGGGGGGGUUGUUUUUGUUUGAUUGAUUUUGGGUAGGUGCUAGAAUCAGGUUCACAACACGACAGUCACUGUGCGUGAAGAGACACUCAAUGCAUCUAUAUAUAUAUAUAUAUUAAAAGCAGAAAAAAAUAAGGAUUGCAAGUAGGUGGCAUAACAAGCUCUGAAUCCAAGUGCUAUAAUAAUAAAAAAAUUACUUUUAUUUUAAUACAUUGUAGGAAAUCUUCAUACUUUUAAAGAGAGCUCAGUUCUUCAGCAUGGCUUUUUAAGUCUGUAAAUAAUGUUUUGGGUGGUUGGGGAGGAAAAAUAACAAAACUCCACAAACAUAACAAUCUUGAUUUUCAGUAACAUCACAAAUCCUGGUAGUGACAGAAUACAGAGUUGAUUUUUAAUAAAAAUAAAUAUAUAUAAUUAUCCCUUUAAUUAAAGGGAAAUGAUGGGUGUCAAUAAUUUCAAAUGGGCAAAUGCUUGAAAUUUGAUUUGGUAGCAAUUAAAGGCAGUUGCAGGGAUAAUGUUACAAAUGACUGUUUCUGUUCUGUUUUUUUUCCCCAUUAUCAUUAUAUCUUUCCAUUCUGCAGAUGACUUUUGUUGAGUUCUGCUUCUCAGCAGUACAGAUGUCCCUUGGAACUGGCUUGCCCUUUCUGUCUCUAACAUAGAGGUUAUUGUUAAAUUUGGCUGUAAUCUGCCUCCUUCUAUUGUCUUUUAAAAACAAUUGUCUCGCUAAAUUUGUGUUAAGGUAUCUCUUUAAAUUUUAGCAAUUAGUAGCAAAAAUUCUAAGUAAUAUCUUCCUUUAAAUAUGAUGUGUAGCUCAAACUAUUAAAGUCAGGUUUAUGUGGGCAGAAUUUUUGGAUGGGGCCCACUUUCUCUGGCUUUUGUUUUACAUAUUUCUAAGGAGAGACUAGACAAUUGGACUACAGAGUUGUUUUUAAAGUUCUUUCACAAACACCAAUAAUCUAAAUGUAACCUGUCUCUUACUGAAGGCUGCUUGUUUUGGGUUUUUUUUUCCUAACCUGUCUUAAAGGGUUUGUGUAUCAAGGAACCUGCUGCUGUGAGAUUAGCCAGAGGUAUUAGUCAGAGUAUUGCUGACUCCCAACACAACUGGUUCAUGCUGAAUGGCCCAGAUUGGCUGGAAGAAGAACUUUGCCCAUGUGUCUCCAGGGCUGAUAUGGCAAAGGAGAGAGGGUGCACACAGUAGAAGAAUAGGCAUAUAUUUUUGUAGAUAGCUUUGCUCGCUGCCUAAGCCAAGAUGCACAUCUUUCUUGCGUGUGCACACACACACCCCAAAACCAUCUUUUUGUUGUUGCAUUAGCCAUGUUUUUGAUAAGGCAGAAGGUGGCGGAUCCAGAGAACAUCUGCAUCUGCUGGCCAUGUUUUCUACUGGUACAUAACCUCUUCCAUUCUCUCUCUUAACUCUUGAGGGCUGUAGCUCUGCUGUGGUAGACUGUUAUAUGUGGUGGUCAUGUCAUAGGACUGUAUUGAGCCAUGUUAGAUAAACUUGUAGUUAAUCAUUCAGCCUUGUGGAAGGCAUGGCAUGAAUGGUGCUUCACCACCACACAGGGCAGAAACCAACAUUACCAUCUUGCUACUCUUGGCUGCACUGACAGGUAGGUAAUGGCACCGAUUUAUUAAUUAAAACCUGCAUCAGGGAAUUCCAGGCUUAAUGUAGCGUGUGUGUCCAGGGGAGGAAGGCUUGUUUCAGUUCCAUCUCAUCUCUUUGUUCAUUCUUUCAUUCCAAUUUCCUUUUAAUGCCAUUUCAGUUCCUUAGAGUGAGUCAGUCCCAUCAGAACUCUGUGAACUCCUGUCUGCCAAGACUCCAGUGUUUGACACCUGGGAGUUCUCCGGCUUGGAUACCAAGAGAUUCACCCUAGAACCAGGAACGAUAAUAUUUGUACAUUACUUCCAGUCUCUGUCUAUGGUUGUCGGGUGAAACAACUUUAACACCUAUCCAGCAAGGAUCAUGGCAGAGGUGCUCAUAACAUUUCCCUGGCCAACAAAGAAAAAACAUCAAUGUACCGAAGGCUUUAUUUAAGUAAAUUUCCAUCAAAAUUCAAUUUUUUUUCACCGUCUAGAGGGAAGGGCAGGCAUGACACCACCACCUAUCGCACAUGAGGCUGCCUCCCUAUUUCAGGUUUUUUUGGUGUGUUGGGUUUUUUUUUGUAGAAAGAUGUUGAUUCCUUCAUGUUGUCCUUUCUCUCUCCUUCCAUUUUUCCAAAGAACAAAGUAGUGCUUUGCAAUCCCUAUUCAAAAAGCUUUCCCUUGAUCUUUUUUUUGCAGCUCAGUAGAAUCUUUUAUGUUUCUGACAUCGUGGCACAAAGAAGCCCUGAGAUUCUUCCAUCUCAAUCCAAUGAUUAACUACAGCUUUAUUUGCAAUGGCUUUUGAAACCAUCUUGGUGUUCGAUGCCCUGUUGUUAUAACCCAGACCUUUUGGUUUCCUUUCAGAAAUCUCUCUCAUUUUUUUCCUCUGUUUUGAAGAUUUUUUUUAUUUUGCUUUAGUGUUUCUGAAACGUCUCUUGUUCUAUGUCGUCAUGGUUGAGCUUGUUUCACUGCACCGUUAAAGCAGAGUGUACAUUCUGACUGCUACAUUUAUAUAUAUCUUGAAGCUUAAUGUAUAUAUGAGUAGUUUGCCAUGGGAUAACACAGUGUAAACAGAGUAGAAACCCAGAAAUCGUGACUUCUGUGUUCUCUCCAUUUGAGUAUUUUGUAAUUUUUUUGAAAUAUUUGUGGACAUAAAUAAAACCAAGCUACACUACAGCA
Messenger RNA from Chrysemys picta bellii (western painted turtle), 8740 nucleotides. RefSeq names its product arginine-glutamic acid dipeptide repeats (gene RERE). Gene Ontology annotation, biological process: regulation of DNA-templated transcription. Gene Ontology annotation, molecular function: transcription corepressor activity; sequence-specific DNA binding; chromatin binding. Lineage: Eukaryota; Metazoa; Chordata; Testudines; Emydidae. Gene Ontology annotation, cellular component: nucleus. The record is from RefSeq and is a predicted model, not a curated record.